UGUCACGUUCACAUUUCAAUCUUUGUUGUGUUUUGCUAAUUUAACAGAGAUAAUUUUCAAAAAAUCAAUAUUAUUUGAAGUGAAAGCCUUAAAGCGAUAAUUUUUCUUUUCUUUCCCAAUAUUCUUACCGAAAGAUGGGUAAGACUUCCAAAGACAAAAGGGAUAUUUACUAUAGGUUAGCAAAGGAAGAAGGAUGGAGAGCUAGAAGUGCAUUUAAGUUAUUACAAAUUAAUGAAGAAUACAAUAUAUUUAACGGUGUUUUGCGAGCGGUAGAUCUUUGUGCUGCCCCUGGUAGUUGGAGUCAAGUUUUAACAAAAAAAUUGAAGGAAAAUGCGUCAAAUGUUGACGACGUUAAAAUUGUUGCGGUUGAUUUGCAAGCUAUGGCAGCUCUUCCAGGGGUAAAGCAAAUUCAAGGUGACAUAACUAAAGUGAGCACGGCACAUGAGAUCAUCAAAGAAUUUGAAGGAUCGCAGGCUGAUUUAGUUGUUUGUGAUGGUGCUCCUGAUGUGACAGGCUUACAUGAUAUUGAUGAGUACGUCCAAUCGCAGCUUCUUUUAGCCGCAUUGAAUAUUACUACACAUGUAUUAAAAAAUGGAGGUGUGUUUGUUGCAAAAAUAUUCAGGGGAAAAGAUGUCACACUUCUAUAUUCUCAACUGAAGCAGUUUUUUGAAUUGGUGACUGUGUCAAAGCCGAGGAGUUCGAGAAAUUCUAGUAUAGAAGCCUUUGUUAUCUGCCAGAACUAUGCUCCACCAGCUGGUUUUAUACCAACAAUGAUAAAUCCUCUUUUAGAUCACAAAUAUUGUGAUUUUAAUCAACUCACUGGUCCUAACAGAUUUAUUGUACCCUUCAAUGUUUGCGGAGAUCUAAGUGCUUAUGACUCAGAUACUUCAUAUUCAUUGUUAUUAGAAGGACAAUCAAAAUAUGAAUACAAAGAUCCUGUACAAGGACCAAUUAACCCUCCUUAUAAGGAUAUUCUUGAAAAAACUAAAAAUAUACAAAUAUAA
This is a messenger RNA of Papilio machaon (common yellow swallowtail), 1004 nucleotides long. It is a transcript of the gene Trm7-32, whose product is annotated as putative tRNA (cytidine(32)/guanosine(34)-2'-O)-methyltransferase. The coding region runs from base 135 to 1004 and encodes 289 amino acids. Gene Ontology annotation, cellular component: cytoplasm. The record is from RefSeq and is a predicted model, not a curated record. Gene Ontology annotation, biological process: cytoplasmic translation; tRNA methylation. Lineage: Eukaryota; Metazoa; Arthropoda; Insecta; Lepidoptera; Papilionidae. Gene Ontology annotation, molecular function: tRNA methyltransferase activity. The transcript has a single exon.